This is a messenger RNA of Blastomyces gilchristii SLH14081, 2882 nucleotides long. Its product is annotated as C2H2 transcription factor. Lineage: Eukaryota; Fungi; Ascomycota; Eurotiomycetes; Onygenales; Ajellomycetaceae. Gene Ontology annotation, biological process: regulation of transcription by RNA polymerase II. The record is from RefSeq and is a predicted model, not a curated record. The transcript has 2 exons. Gene Ontology annotation, cellular component: nucleus. The coding region runs from base 932 to 1669 and encodes 245 amino acids.
UUGGGUUUGAGUUCGCAAUAUGCAACCAGCAACCAACAGUAUUCACGACAGCCGACCCGACAAGAACAUCCAUGCAGACGGUUGCCCUGAGCGAGGAGGACGGAGUCAACUGCUUUAUAAGGCAGCUGAAGAACCUGCUGAGCAGGCUUCGAGUCUCACUGCUUCAUAUGAGGCCCAGUUGGGAGGAAAAAAGCACUUGUUGUUUGAUAUCCAUCUUCCUCAUUGGGGAUCCCGUGGUCGAGCCCUAACGUUUCCGUUUUGAGCAAAAGCCGAAUCACGGGGCUCAGAGAUCCCGUGACCGCGAUAACGCUGCCUUGUAAGGCUGCGAGGUGUCUGCAGAAUAUAGACUACAUGCGCCACAAAUACUCCGCGAAUUAAUAUUGCUGCCUCAGGAGCCGGCAGCAAUCGCAAAAAUACGAAUAACACCAACGGAUUGGCUCACGUCGUGUGCUUGUGGCGCGGAUUAUCCCUGCUGGGCUCCAGGCGUCUACGAUUAGUUAUUGGUGAGUCAUUCCUACACAUAUCUCCACAUUCCUUGGUAGCCUGCGGCCACCCAUUCUGGGUUGGAGGACAAGCCCUUUUGCGACUGGAUGCUGUUUACGGGAUGAAUAUAUCCAGCUAUUCAAGGCCACAGCCCGAGUCAUGGCGCCGUUUGACUGAUAUAGUUAGGUAGUGUCAGAGACUCCUUGUCUGACAGGUGUUGCCACUAUGGGAAUCGUCCAAUGAAUGACUGGCCUGGCGCGGAUAUUCGGUAGUCCCCAAUACAUGACCAUCGUUGAAGGGGGUAUAAUUGAUUGCUUACUCCUAGCAGAGCCUCACGAAUCGACAUCCAUACAUAUAUAACUGGUGCUUCCCUCCUCCACGCCUUCUGGCGUUUGUACCUUAUUUGCACUACUCUGUACAUCAAAUUUGACUGCUUGAAUAUUCCGCUAUGGGUGAUAAGAUCGGAUAUCCAAGUCCCCAAAGAAGCGAAAGCCCAGAGAUCACGACAGGUGUUCUCCUUCCUAUGGAACCCAAAAUGGCCCAAGAGGUAUCGCCAGCCGUGGUUGAUGGUUCUCGACCCAGAUUAGCUGUAAGGCGGACGAGAGAACCACCCAAAACUGCUACUGGUCAGAUAUACUGUGACCAUCCUGAUUGCCGCAAUCAUAUCCCCUACUUCAAGAGGCCUUGUGAGUGGAACAAGCACAUGGAUAAGCAUGACCGUCCAUACAAGUGCACGAACCCAGAUUGUGGCAAGAUGCUAGGGUUCACCUACUCAGGGGGCCUACUCCGCCAUCAACGUGAAGUUCAUAAAAUGAACAGCAAGGGGGAGAAGUUGAUGUGUCCCUUUCCAGACUGUAAUCGUAGCUCUGGGAAAGGAUUUACCAGACAGGAAAACCUCAAGGAACAUCUGCGUCGCCUUCACAGAGGAGGAGACGGUCGAUCUCCAGAAGAUCCUGCUUCUCCAGAAGCACACGAGAACGGCACCGUGCUAUCGCCCCUCCACCCUCCUAAAAGGAAACGCGGUAGUAGCAAAUCUUACUCUUCCUCAGAUGAAGGGCGUUCGAAUCCUCCCGAUCUCCGUGAAGAAAUUACUCGACUUCGGCGGGAAGCUAUGCAAAAAGACUCGAGGCUGGAUGAACUGGAAAAAGAGCUGAGGCAGCUACGACAACUGAUCCAGAACGGUUGAACGGUAGACGGAGUAUAUACGGAUAUAACGACGAAACAACAGAGCAGCGAUAUCUGCACAACCAAGAGCACCCGGCAAGAUGAGUCGGCCCAUUCUGAACCGUGGAAAUUUAACUCAAUAUUUUAUGAGGCGAUGUCCCCAUUUUGUUUCAUUUUACUUUUUGUUUGAGCAUAGUUUUGUUUUUGGCAUAUAGCGACAGGCUCAAAUUUGUACUUUUCAACUUCCUCAGAUUUCAUAUUUUUAUACUAUUUGGUUAUGGGAGCAUGGAAUUUUCCUUAUCCUUCUAAAUUCCACCCAGAGCCCAUCACGUUUCUUUACUUUCUCUGAGACUCUAUGCUAUCCAUAUACCCCCCUAUCUACACUUUUUCUAUCGCUGAUCAUACUCAUUGCGUUACUCCACUUAUCAUUAUACCCAUUCCCCAUUUUUCAAAUCUAAGAUCUACUUUGCAUAAACAUUAGAAUGUUUCCCCCCUCCCCCCUCUCCCCCGGUCCGAUUUCCUCAAUUACACUUAUCACUGCCCUCUUCCCGCUAUUUAACGCAUCAUUUCUUCCUACGCGGCACUUCCUCUUGCCAUCUAGCACCACGUCGCGUCCCCUCUAACGCCACCAUUGUCUCCUCUCUUGGCAUAUACCAUUACUAUAUAAAUAUUGAUGAUUACGGCAUUCCUUAGUUUUUAAUGUCAUAUAAACGUUAGCGUCUUAACCUCUUUACUUAUCUAUUGUGGCUGAGGCUUAUCACUCAUACACAUAACGCACGAACUGACUGUCAGAAAUAUAUAAUAAUGUGAACCGAAUCUCCAUGAGCUUACUGUCCAGAUAAGUGGCAGCAUGUUGUGUAUUCGAAGGGGGAUCUAAAAUCCUAUAACCAGAAGAAUAUCAAAGCCACAUACGGGCGAAAAGCAAUUUUAAUGUGCAAAGGAAGAACGCGUCAACGGAACCCCGCUUAGCUGAUCAAUGUUCCUGGUCUAUCAUCCAUGUUAUCCAGCACCAAUGGAAGCCAGCUAAGCAACUGAAUUGGGUCCAGUAGCCAUUCAUCUCUAAAUCGUGUCAGGGACAGUUGUUGCACCCAUGGAGCAGUACCCCAUACUUCGUAUGGAUCCAUGGCUUUCCCCUCGGAAUGACGUUUUACCUAUAUUUUACACGCCUAAAGUCUGAAAAUCCGCAAUCGGCCUCCGGAGCAACUCUCCAACAAAAAAAAAAAAAAAAAAAAAAA